GCUGAUACCUUUAACUUUCAGGUUUCAGGAGGAGGGUUUAAACAGAGGCGAGUGGGGCUCAAGCUGAGAGACACUGCGGCCCGGGACCCUGCUCUGGGGCGCUGACAGGAGCGAGAAGUCAAGGGGAGCCCAGAGAUGACGUUGGGCAGCGCCUUCCCGCUGGACGCAGCCACUUUACUGAUCCUCGGCGCCCUCUCCCUCUUGCUCCUCCUUUACUUUCGCCGCGGCUCGAAGUGCCAUGGAGCGCUCAACCUGCCCCCGGGACCCCCUUGUAUGCCCAUCAUCGGUCACUUGCACCUCCUGGAUCUGAAGAAGCCACACGAGAGUCUCAUGGAGCUGUCUGAGAAGUACGGCCCAAUCUUCAGCAUCAAGCUUGGAACCAUGAAGGCUGUGGUCCUGACCGGCUACGAGACCGUGAAGGAUGCUCUCAUCAAUCAUCCCGAUGAGUUUGGAGGAAGAGGUCGCAUCCCUAUAUUUGAGGUCACAUCAAAGAAUCAUGGCAUCGUCUUUGGUCAUGGGGAAUCUUGGAAGCAGAUGCGAAGAUUCACCAUAUCCACUCUGAGGGACUUUGGAAUGGGCAAGAAAUCUAUUGAAGAUAAAAUCAUUGAAGAAACACAUUUCCUCAUAAAAAUGUUUGAAUCGUACGAAGGCCAUGAAUUUAAUCCAACCCUCAAGUUAAGCAUUGCUGUGGCCAAUAUUAUCUGCGCAAUAGUUUUUGGUGACAGACUUGAUUACGAUGAUGAAAGGUUCAUUAGUUUUGUGAAGAGAGUGAAUGAAAAUUUGCAACUUGCUGGAUCUCCGAUGGUGCAGCUUUACAAUGCAUUUCCCAUACUGGGAUUUCUUCCUGGUUCACACACGAAAAUUUUGCAAAAUGCACGAUUAAAUACUGGAUUCAUCAAAAACAUUAUGAAUGAAAAUGAUCAGAAACUAGAUGCGAAUGACCCAAGGAGCUUUAUUGAUGCCUUCUUGUUAAAACAGCACCAGGAGUCAGGAAAUCCAAACACAUAUUUCCAUGAAAACAACCUGUUAUUCACAGCACGCAACCUGUUUGUUGCUGGGAUGGAGACGACUUCCACCACACUUCGUUGGGCCAUGUUGCUGAUGAUGAAGUACCCCCACGUACAGGAAAAAGUUCAUGAGGAAAUCAUCAGUAUCAUUGGGUCAGAACGGUCGCCCAGAGCUGAAGAUCGGACGAGUUUGCCCUACACCAAUGCGGUGAUCCAUGAAGUCCAGAGGUUUGGCAACGUUGUGCCAAUGAACCUCCUGCAUUCAACAACAGCGGACGUAAACUUUAAAGGAUAUUUCAUCCCAAAGGUAAAUAAGGGAAGUGGGUGGCUCAUUGGCUCCUGCUGUGCGGCAGCCGCCUUUGGCUCAGGAACUGACCUGGGCCCAGACCAAGACCACGCGCCCCGCGCCGCCCGCAGCUGUUACAUGAGGCGGCGCCUGAGGGGAGCUCAGCAGUUUUAA
Molecule: messenger RNA, 1467 nt
Organism: Amblyraja radiata (thorny skate)
Lineage: Eukaryota; Metazoa; Chordata; Chondrichthyes; Rajiformes; Rajidae
Product: cytochrome P450 2K3-like
Exons: 8
Coding region: 136-1467 (443 amino acids)
Biological process (GO): xenobiotic metabolic process
Cellular component (GO): cytoplasm; intracellular membrane-bounded organelle
Molecular function (GO): oxidoreductase activity, acting on paired donors, with incorporation or reduction of molecular oxygen, reduced flavin or flavoprotein as one donor, and incorporation of one atom of oxygen; iron ion binding; heme binding
Source: RefSeq, a predicted model, not a curated record